Messenger RNA from Mucor mucedo, 703 nucleotides. RefSeq lists its product as uncharacterized. Lineage: Eukaryota; Fungi; Mucoromycota; Mucoromycetes; Mucorales; Mucoraceae. Bases 14 to 388 code for a protein of 124 amino acids. The record is from RefSeq and is a predicted model, not a curated record. The transcript has 2 exons.
CUUUUGUUGGAUAAUGGAUCUUAGCAUUUGUCUUUAUUGUGAAAAGCACUUGAUUGAAGAGAAUAUCUCUUUCUGCUCUACUUCAUGCGAGACAAAUGAAGCCUCAAAACCCAAUUAUUAUCCUUCACGACUACUAAGUUCUCGACCUACGAGUUGUGCAUCGUAUGAAAUUGCAUAUCAUCGACGUCUUUCGUUUUCAUCCACAUUUUAUCAUCAACCAUUGUCUUCAUCCUCAUCUUCCCUUUCGUCCAUUUCCUUGGACGCUGUACCAAAGCAACAACUGUCAUCUUCAUAUCUAUUAACAAACUCAUCCAUUCUAUUGCAUCAACGCAUUGCAGACCCAAAAAAUUAUCAUCAAAAUGUAUAUUCUACCUUCUUUUUCAACUAGUUACAAAAUCAACAACAACAACAACAACAAAAAAAUCCCUUCUUUCCCCCCAACCCCCCCACUCCCUAUUAUAAGCCCUCUUUUUAAUUGCAAAAUACAAAAAAAAAAAAAUACCAUAUACAUAAAAAAGAAAAAAAAAUGUACAUAAAAACAUAAAAAAUCGGCUCACAUAUCGGUCUCUCCUCGUCAUUUGACAUUAAAAUAGAAUCUUCAUCUAGUUGCAUGGUUUGAAACCUGUUGUAUUAAAGACCUUUUUGUACAACAAUGAAAAGCUUAUAAUAAUAAAAAAAAAAACUCUUUUCCUUCUACAAAAAA